GUUUAUGUUUUUAGAUUAUUUGCUGUGCAUCGCACGUUGUUUUUAUAACAUAUGUAAAAAAUUAUAAUAAACUCAUUGGAACUGAAUUAUCUAGUUAAAAUAAAAUGGCGAAUCAAGACGCUGAAGCAGUAUCAUAUGCAGACACACUCAAAGACAUAGUAAAAUUUAUGAAUCCAUUGGAGAGAGCGGAUUUGGUAUCCAUAUCGCUAACACAUGUGCUCUCUUUGAGUGGUUCAGUUGAAGGCAAAAAGGCAAUACUCCAACAUGAUGAAGUACUAGUGGCGGUGUUUAAUCUCCAUGAUCACAAAUUUAAUGAAAUAGCCAAAUAUGCUGCCUUAACUUUAAUUAACCUAACUGCCGAAGAGGAUGAUGCUAUAAAUGUUUUGGAAACCUCAAAAUCACUGAGUCCGGCUUUUCCUUUAAUAUCAAUUGCUAUUAAGCAAAUAGUGGAUGAGAAUUCGAAGUUAGCCGAUCCCUGGACAAUGGUGUUAAGUAAUUUAACACGUAGUGAAAAACUAGUUGAAGAUAUAAUUGUGGAACUGGAAAAUGAUAGCACAACUAUGCCAGCUUUACUUAAAGCUUUUACAAAAUUAGAUUAUAACAAACAAAAUAUGAAACUGCACUAUUUAGCUGCAAUCUUUUGCAAUUUGACACAAAGUGCCAGAGGUCGCGAAAUUGCUUGUGAAGCUAAAUAUGAUUUCCUCGAAAAGAUAUUACCGUUCGCCUCAUAUGAGGAUAAUAUUGUGCGCCGUGGGGGCACAAUCGGUAUUUUGAAAAAUAUUUGCUUUGAUCCCGUCUACCACAAUAUUAUUUUAAAUGAAAAGGAUGACAUAUUGCAUGCGAUAUUAUAUCCACUUUGCGGCCCCGAAGAGUUCAGCGAUGAGGAAAAUGAAAAACUACCACUGGAGCUACAAUAUUUACCUGAAACGAAAACACGCGAGGAAGAUCCUGAUUUGCGCAAAAUGCUUUUAGAGUCGCUGCUACAGCUGUGCGCAACUAAGCGUUAUCGCGAGGUUUUGCGUUCUAAAGGCGUUUACGAAAUAUUGCGUGAAUAUCACAAAUGGGAAGCGAAAUUUGGUCAAGAUAAAGAGUGCCUACUGGCAUGUGAAAACGUCGUUGAUAUUCUGAUUAAGAAAGAGGAAGAAAUCGGUUUGGAUAACUAUAGAGAGGUGGAAGUGCCUGCUGAUGUUGCGGAUAAAUUUGUAAAAGAAGAUAUGGAGUAUAUGGAAAAUAUUUUAUAAUUUAUACUAAAAUAUAGUAAAUAUAAAAUAUUAUCAAUGUACAAGUAAAGAGUUUAAAUAUUACAUAUUUUUUUGUCGAAAAUAAAUAGUAGUCAUAAGUACAUAGAAUGAGUUCUUUGUCAAUUAGUAAGCUUACCGCAGUUGUCAAAUUUACCAAUAAUAGCAAUAUUAGAAAGCAUAAUAGAAUUUGGUUAUCUUAUGUCAAAGGAGUAUUGAUUAAUUGUUAGAACUAUUGUACUUUAUUCUUAUACUACGCGUAUAAUUCACAUUCCCAACUUUUUGAUUGAUGCCACGAAGUGAAAAUUGUACGAGUACUUUUCCGUAUAGUUGUCCUUAUGUCUACUUGUCUACCCCAAGUGCAUAAACAUAUUAAACACACAAUUAGUUAGCAGAUAUUUAAUAACAAAACUCUCACCACUAAUUUGUUCCAAAUAUGCUCUAAAUCACAUUUUACAUGCCACCACAGCCUUCAGUACUGUACGUCAUUU
This is a messenger RNA of Zeugodacus cucurbitae (melon fly), 1729 nucleotides long. Its product is annotated as protein HGH1 homolog. Bases 105 to 1241 code for a protein of 378 amino acids. The record is from RefSeq and is a predicted model, not a curated record. NCBI's taxonomy places the organism in Eukaryota, Metazoa, Arthropoda, Insecta, Diptera, Tephritidae. The transcript is spliced from 6 exons.